AUGAGGAUUAUAGUGGGGGGUAUCUCGUACUCUUCUGUCAUCUUCAUGGCAUUCCUGGUUCCAUCGAGUGUGCUCAUCGUCCUGCUUUAUCUGGGCAUUCAAAGUACUGAGAGGGAUGUGAAACCUGGUGCCCUUGCUAAAAUCUUCAAGUAUUUUGUUGACAAUGUCCAGCCAAAAACCCAAAAGCAAACAGAUGCUCAGUAUGCAAUAGCAAUCUCUGUUCUACGUGCUCAGUGUACAGACGUACAUGCUGAUAUCCAGAAUGCGUUCAGCAAUAAAGAUGCAAAACAUGUAAAAGAUGAGCUCAGUAAAGGACAGAAAUGUUUCCUCUGCACAGACUCACGCAACGUCAUUGCUGCAAGGCCAAAUCGUACCACAAAGGAACAUUCUGAGCAUGUUCUGCUCUAUCCUUUAGGUGAAUCUCCCAUGGACAAACUUCUAGAGCAGGCAGAUCAGAAUAGCUGUGUAGUUUUCUAUUCUUACAACUCACCUUGUGUGAAAAAAUGCAUUCGUGGGGAAGACAAUAUUUUGAAUGGUCUUUCAAACUGGAUAAACACAAGAAAAAAUGGAAUGAAUGCAUUUGUCUUCGAAAAGAUCUGGCAGAAGGACGGAAAGAAGAAUCUGGCAGAAGAAUUUCUAAAGAUUAAUGCGGUAGUGCCUCUUUAUCGGUGUAAGAGAACCAGUGAUGGAAUGGAAUGUUGGAAAUGUGUGGAAAAUAACAAUGUGGAUACUUUCUGUCUGCUUGAAAAUAAAUAAUCAAUUUUCCUUUUCUAGAAAAUGCUUAUGUCAGUGAUCAAAGGAUUCAUGACAUAUUACAGAUAA
Molecule: messenger RNA, 822 nt
Organism: Sinocyclocheilus rhinocerous
Lineage: Eukaryota; Metazoa; Chordata; Actinopteri; Cypriniformes; Cyprinidae
Exons: 4
Source: RefSeq, a predicted model, not a curated record